AUGUUCUCUUUACCAUUCAUCACACCCCGCGACUCCCACGAGCUCUGGUUCGGCUCCUCCAACCCAUACCGAUCCUCAUCACCCCAUCAAUCCACCACCGACCCCUCAAAUCAAACCCGCCGCAAUGCCACAACAACCUCCAGCCACCGCUCCUUCCUCCCCUCCCGCUCCCCAGCAACCAGCCUCUCAGCCCUCCAAGUCGAAGAGCGCGCCCUACGCCUCCGCAAACAAAACAUCGCCUCCUUCGGCUACUCCUGGAUCCGGCCCGCGGGCUGCGCAAAGACAAUGCUCGGCAUGAAAGAAGAAGAAGCCGAACGCGAAGAAGCUCUCGUCGCAGCGCAAACGGAAAUAGGUGCCAUUGACGGCGAGGGAAUUAUGGAAGAUGAUUUGGGACUAACGCAAGGCGAGGAAGACGAGGAAGGACAAGGGAUGGAGCGGGAUUUAGACGAUGAGAUUCCCGACGCUGAUGAGACGGAAGAGCAGGGGGGGCCUUAUUGA
This is a messenger RNA of Penicillium cosmopolitanum, 498 nucleotides long. RefSeq lists its product as uncharacterized. Gene Ontology annotation, cellular component: anaphase-promoting complex. Gene Ontology annotation, biological process: anaphase-promoting complex-dependent catabolic process. Lineage: Eukaryota; Fungi; Ascomycota; Eurotiomycetes; Eurotiales; Aspergillaceae. The record is from RefSeq and is a predicted model, not a curated record. The coding region runs from base 1 to 498 and encodes 165 amino acids. The transcript has 2 exons.